Messenger RNA from Uranotaenia lowii, 1206 nucleotides. RefSeq lists its product as uncharacterized. The transcript is spliced from 2 exons. NCBI's taxonomy places the organism in Eukaryota, Metazoa, Arthropoda, Insecta, Diptera, Culicidae. Bases 1 to 681 code for a protein of 226 amino acids. The record is from RefSeq and is a predicted model, not a curated record.
AUGUCUCACUACCAAACAACUUACCAUUCGGAUUACAGCCCACCACCUUCGGAUGUUUUUGACGAUCAGGACCUAGAACCUAGACAUCAACGACAACAUGGUGGCGGUGGACGUUUUGCGGAACCCUGCAGCCAAUGUCAUCGAAUGUGCCGCUGCGUCCGGCUGGGCAGAAAAGUAUCGAGCCCCGAUCAAUCGCCCCGUUCUUCCUGCAGCAGCAUCAGCUCCCGGAUCCGCUCAAUUCGACAGCUGGAUUACACCAAACCUGCUCCAUGCACUUCGGAAGUGCGCGUCUGCCGUUGCCAAUGUGAGUGCUGCAAUGCUCCUAAACAACAGCAGCAGCAGCAACAGCAGCAGCAGCAACAGCAGCAGUUAUCAUCGAUACUUUUGAAAAGGCCUAAGGCAGAUUCACCUCAGUACUUUCACAGAUUGAGUCACGAGAGUAGCAGGAAUUCUGGAGGAAAUUCAUGUGGCUGUAAAAGACUAACACGGGAUUCGUAUCCUGAGAUUGAGUGCAAUAGCUGUAUGUUGAGGAACGAAGAUCCGAUUGUGCGGCAUCGACUGGAUAGACCCGUUUCAAGAGCAUGUUCUUGUGACAAAAGCAAUGGAACGUGUACGGUUAACCGAUCUUCAAGUAAGCUGCGAUUCGGAGGCCAGGUGCAUGAUGAGCAGAAAGCUGCAUGACGUCGAAAGAAUGAUGACAACAUACCGCACGAUACACUACCUGUUCGAAAACAAGAUUUGACCUUGAGAGAUUCUUAGCAAAACAUGUGUUUGUCCUGUUUGGAUUGUAGUCCGAAUUCCUCGUGUCCCAAACCAACGCAAUCUAGUAGUCAGGUUUAUUCCACAUACAAGAACUUUCUUCAUUUCAAAUUCAAACAGUAAAAUGUCAUCCUCGAACACCCCAUGGUACCAAACAACCUACAUGAAGUCCUUCACCGGGGAAAAUCCCUUUGCUUAUUGUAGGGAAAUCAGCGUAACGGCCCCAGUAGUUCCGGAGUUCCGAAAACGGUACCAUGCCAACAUGCAAACGACCGGACCGUUCAAGCACCAGGUUUUCGUGAGCCACUGCAUUCGAGGGCCGCUGGCGCCACUGGAAUGUUGUCCUCAUACCGAGUAUGGGGAUUAUGUUGGGAAUCUGGGGUACCUAAGGCUGCAGAAGACGCAUCCCGCACUUCCGGAUUGUGGUGUGUGUUAAAUCUGAAGAUG